AUGGGGGCAGCGGCACACCGGGAUGAGCGGGGAAGCGAGGUACCGACAUCCCGGGAUGAGCAGGGAGCCCCUGUGCCAGCACCCACAUCCUGGGAUGCUGGUGGGACCCGGGGUACAGGGACACUCCUGGUCCUUCUGCAGGCGGGUGUAGGAGAGUCUCUCUCCCGGAAGCCUUCCCCCCACGGGGGCUGCAUCCCCUCCUCCCCCGGGAGCAGGGCAGGGCGCGGGGGUCCCCUCUGGAGAGCUGUGCACCCACUGCAUGGGACCUGGGAGCAGAGGCUGGCACAGGGCAGGACAUCAUCUGCAGCAGGCGCUGGGCUGCCCGCUCGCAGUAGAAAGCCGAGCUAUUGGUAAUCACCCCCUCCUGCGCCCCGAGACAGGCAGGGAGUCCCCCCGUCAUCUGCAUCCCCAGCCCUGGGCAUUUUGGUGGCCCCUCAGCGUGCAGCAGCAGCUUACGCUCUGCCUGCAGGGAGCAGCCGGCAGUGGGAAUCCCCCCUUCUAUGCUCCCCGCUGCCCGCCUGGCAAACCCCCCCACCAAGGAAGGGCUUGGUCCUGAGCAUCUUCAAGGGUGAUGGGGAGGGGGUCUGCAGGGGCACUUUUGGAUGACCAGAAAGCAGGUGUCUCCCCAGUCCUGCCCCAGCAUAUGGCUGAUGGGGACACCAUCCUGCAGGAGCUGGGAGGUCACCCAGCCCCACUCCCCCCCAAGGUACCCAGCAGGGGACCCCCAGCCCUACCCCAGCCCCAUGGGCAUCCCAUGCAGGACUUCCUCCAGCGGUUUGCAGCCACCAGCCCUGCACACCUGGGACGUGCAGGGUCACAAGCCUGGGGUGACGGGGCAUUUAGGACUGGGCUACAGGCAAAGGAUGAGGGGUUUCCUCCUUCUCUAAGCAUUUCUAAUGGCUCCUUUGAGACAAACCACACGACUCCCUGCUGGGAAGCCUCGCUGAGCUAACACACAAGGGGAAACAAAGCAAGCAGAUUUAUUGUUUUGACACUUCUUCCACUGAAAUUCUCCCUAAAACUGACACCUUCUGUGAAAACACUUUGAUUUGGGCAAAACUGCCUUUGCUGCUGGGAAGGCUGCACCAUCGAAGGACUUUUUGACCAGGUCUAAUUAGCAACGUAGGUAGUCGGGCUACAAAGCUCUUUGGCAGAAUCACCGCGGCAGCGACUUGAUGAGCACGGGGCAGCGUGAGAUCUGGUUUUUCCACAGGGGAGGCUCUUUGGGGGAUAACUCCUCUCUCCAGUGACUAAUUACCUGUUUGAACAAGGAAAGCCCCACGGAUGAGGUGCCAGAGGUGCAGUAAACAGCCUUCCGCAGGGCGUUAGCAAAGGGAGGAGCUUGAAGAGGGUAAAAGAAAAGCAAGGGAAAGUUCGACCUGCAAAAAUCAUUGGCUUUUCCCCCCCCUUGCAUGCCACUGAAGAACAACUGCCCAAAGCUGUUCCUCUCCCCGGGCCUCCCUUUUCAACAUGUGAGCAUCCCUCCUCACUGCCCAGGGUGCUUCUGGCCCUCUCCCCCACAGGAGCACCCGGAGCAGGGGGAGCCCUGCGUCCCCUCCAGCCCUGCUCUGUCUCGCCCGCAGGUGGAACCAGCUCCUGCUCUGCUGAUCAUGGUCAACAAGACCUUAAAUUACUGGGGUCCCGGUUUUGAGGAGGACGUUAUCAACAUCAACGUGGGGGGUCUGAGAAGGCGGCUCAGCUCCAGCGCCCUCUCCAAGUUCCCAGACACUCGCCUGGGACGCCUGCUCUCCUGCGACUCGGAGGAGUCCAUCCUGCAGCUCUGCGAUGACUACGAUGUGAGCGCCAGGGAGUUCUACUUCGACCGAAAUCCUGGCUUCUUCCUCUACGUGCUCCAUUUCUACCAGACGGGGAAGCUGCACGUCAUGGAGGAGCUGUGCGUCUUCUCCUUCUGCCAGGAGAUCGAGUACUGGGGCAUCAAUGAGUUCUUCCUGGACUCCUGCUGCAGCUACCGCUACCACGAGCGCAAGCUGGAGAGCCGGCACCACAACUGGGACGAGGAGAGCGAAGUCAGCAGUGUGGACACAUCCCCCGAUGAGAUCUCCGACAUCAACCACGACCUGCUGCACUACAGCACGCUGCGCUGCGGCAACCUGCGCAAACGCCUCUGGCUCACCAUGGAGAACCCUGGCUACUCCAUCCCCAGCAAACUCUUCAGCUUCGUGUCCAUCAGCGUGGUGCUGGUUUCCAUAGCCACCAUGUGCAUCCACAGCAUGCCCGAGUACCAGGAGGUGGAUGAGAACGGCAACGUGCUCGAUGAACCCGUGCUGCACAAGCUGGAGUAUUUCUGCAUCUCCUGGUUCACCUUCGAAGUGUCUUCUCGCCUCCUGCUCUCCCCCAACCCCAGGAAGUUCUUCAAGCACCCGCUGAACCUAAUUGACAUUGUCUCGGUGCUGCCCUUCUACUUCACCCUUUUGGUGGACGUGACCAUGGGCAGUGACUCAGAGCUGGGCAACCUGGGCAAAGUCGUGCAGGUGUUUCGGCUCAUGAGAAUAUUCCGAGUGCUGAAGCUGGCUCGGCACUCCACCGGACUGAGGUCGCUGGGGGCCACCUUGAAGCACAGCUACCGGGAGGUGGGGAUCCUGCUGCUCUACCUGGCCGUGGGGGUCUCCGUCUUCUCCGGUGUGGCGUACACUGCCGAAAAGGAGGAAGACGUUGGCUUCGACACCAUCCCGGCGUGCUGGUGGUGGGGCACAGUCAGCAUGACCACUGUGGGCUACGGCGACGUGGUACCUGUCACCGUGGCAGGCAAGCUGGCCGCCUCGGGCUGCAUCCUGGGGGGCAUCCUGGUCGUGGCGCUGCCCAUCACCAUCAUCUUCAACAAGUUCUCCCACUUCUACCGCAAACAGAAGGCGCUGGAGGCGGCUGUGAGGAACAGCGGGAAGAAAGACCCCGAGGACGUGGAGAGCACCUCCAGCCACGACCGAGACUCGGACGCUCUGAGCGAGACCUCCCUGGGCAGAGGCAGCCCCGACCGCCGCGGUCUGACCCCCGGUGCCCACCCCACCCCCUGACCCCACCACGCUGCAGCACCAGGGCCCAUGCGGGACCUGCUUGCUCACCGCAAGCAUGGCAUGGCUGUUGCACCGGGACACAGCGGAGGAGCCAGGCUCUCCCCGUCUCGCACCACGCCUGGUGUCCCCCCUGCCCUGCAAUGGACAGGAGGGGCUGGAGGAGAUGCCCAGUGGGUGCCACAGCCCCCGGGAUGCAGCAGCCAGGUCUGUCUGAACGUGUCUCAGCCUUCAUCCAGCGACAGCCCUGCUCCCCCGUGGCUGCAAGUGGAGGCUGCAGCGCUGGACAUAGCCCUGCCAGCAAGGGAGUGAGAAAAAGAGAAAUACAGGUGACCCUGGAUCAGGCACCAUCCUGGCUGUGUGAAGGGGAACGCUCCUCUGCCCUCAGGCUUUGUGUUGUCCAGGGUAAGGUUAAAUAGCGUGAGGGUGACAGCCCCUGCCCAGGCUGGCUGCCCUUGAGGGUCCUGUGCCAGCUUGGCAUCAACGCCAGCCCCAACCUCGUCCUACCUCCAGCAGGAAACAGCCUCGAAAGGCUCAGCUGCCCCACCGGCCAGGGGGGAAAGGGGGUUGGAAAGGAGUCUGUAUGGGAGGAGAUGUGGUGUCCAGCUCAGGGUGAGCCCCACUGUCCCCAGCCCCAGCAAUGGGACCGACUGGACCUCACCUUCCUUCCAUUGCAAUUGGGCUGGAACUGCUCUCCUGUGCUGCCCCCACUGGGACUGGGUCUGGGGGCUGUGCUGGGAGCGUGGCACGGCCGGCAGCACUGUCCAUGCAGGGGGGUCACCCACUGGGAGUGACCGGGCAAAAGGGACGCUGUGCUCCGAGGCAGGACCAGCCAGAGGGGAUCAAGCUGGGAGAACUGAGGGGUCACCCCCGGUGGGGCUCUUCCCCCCAAGCCCUUUGCUGCAUGGUGCUCCCACGCCGCGGGGUAUGUGUUUUGGAGGAGCGGCUGCUCUCUGUGGCUGCUGGCUCCCAGCCCCUGGGGCAGAGAGGAGGCAGAGUCCCUGCCAAGGGCUGUCAGGAAGCAAACGUGGGGGUACGCUCCUGGGCACGGAGAAGCUGCCUCAGCCAUUGUCGUACGCUCGUGAUUUGCACUGUGGGAAGAGCUGCCAGGGAGCCCAGGGGUUGCAGCAGCCCGUGAUGGGGUGGAGGAGAUGACCAAAGCCAUGUGCUUUGCAGGAUUCGGCAUGUGCCUUGGUCCCCCUGGCCACAACCCCCAGCCUGGCUUCGCUCUGCUGCUUCAUCCCUGCCUGCCUUGGGGCCAGCCAGGAGCGCUGUAAGGAGGGGGUCACACUGCCCCGGGCAUCACCUCCGUCCCUGCAGGGAGCUGAGCUCCCCGGGUGCUGAUGCACACACCUUCCCUCCGCAGGGAGGGAGCACCCCCCAUGUCUGUGGGAGAGCCAGGGCAGAGGGGACCUUGCACUGCUCCUUGUCACCGCAGCCUCUGAGCAGCUCACCGCCGGGCAGGGAGGUCCAUCUGAGACCCAGGGCCCCCUUUCCGCCCGGAUCCCCAGCUGAGCACAUUCGGGGCUGCUCCCAGCACAGCAUUAAUUCCCCACGGAGUUUUUCCUUGACCCCCUGGUUCUCUGUUUGGAAGUUGUGCAGCUCCUUUGUGCACAGAGGAAUACACCCAGCAAUGCCUGUUCCAGGCAGGAGAAACGUGCACCUAAUCACCUAAUCGGCUCAAAAAUAUGUUGCUGGCUGCAGGAUGGCCCCAGGCACCUGGAUGGUGGCGUUUGUCGCUGGUUGUCCUGGCUGGCUUUCGGCACAGCCCCAGUUGCUGGCUCUGCCUGUAGCAAUCUGCUGAUCACGGGGAACA
Messenger RNA from Grus americana (Whooping crane), 4845 nucleotides. It is a transcript of the gene KCNS1, whose product is annotated as potassium voltage-gated channel modifier subfamily S member 1. The coding region runs from base 1413 to 3032 and encodes 539 amino acids. NCBI's taxonomy places the organism in Eukaryota, Metazoa, Chordata, Aves, Gruiformes, Gruidae. The record is from RefSeq and is a predicted model, not a curated record. Gene Ontology annotation, molecular function: protein binding; delayed rectifier potassium channel activity. Gene Ontology annotation, biological process: potassium ion transmembrane transport; protein homooligomerization; regulation of delayed rectifier potassium channel activity. The transcript is spliced from 3 exons. Gene Ontology annotation, cellular component: voltage-gated potassium channel complex; membrane.